Molecule: messenger RNA, 897 nt
Organism: Capsaspora owczarzaki ATCC 30864
Lineage: Eukaryota; Filasterea; Ministeriida; Capsasporidae
Exons: 12
Coding region: 1-897 (298 amino acids)
Molecular function (GO): protein binding
Source: RefSeq, a predicted model, not a curated record
AUGAGCGCGAGACAGCGCGAGUUGUACGACAAAGUCAAGAAUGCGCGUGAAUGGUUCAGUCUGCACGACAAUCAAAUUGGCGAAGAUGGUGCGCGGGCGAUUGCUGAGACACUCAAAGUGAACACGACACUGACUAAAAUCAAUCUGACUGAGAAUCAGAUUGGUGAUGCUGGAGCGCGGGCGAUUGCUGAGACACUCAGAGUGAACACGACAGUGACCGACCUUGGGCUAUGGAAGAAUCAGAUUGGCGAUGCUGGUGCCCAUGCACUUUCUGCGGCACUCAAAGUGAACAAGACGUUGAUCAAGAUCGAUCUGAAUGGGAAUCAGAUUGGCGAUGCUGGAGCACAGGCGAUUGCUGAAACGCUCAAAGUCAACACGACGCUCGCUAACCUCGGUUUGCACAAUAAUAAGCUUGGCGAUGCUGGAGCGACUGCGAUUGCUGAGAUGCUCAAAGUGAACAAGAUGCUAACUUCGCUCAGCCUGGAUAACAAUCAGAUUGGCAAUGCUGGAGCGCUGGCGAUCGCUGAGGCACUCAAAGUGAACAAGACCCUGACUUGGCUCAAUCUAAGUGAGAAUCAGAUUGGCGAUGCUGGAGCGCAGGCCAUUGCUGAGGCGCUCAAAGUGAACACGACUUUGCCGUGUCUCGUGCUCCAACAGAAUCAGAUUGGUGAUGCUGGAGCGCAUGCAAUUGCUGAAGCACUCAAGGUCAACAACACAGGGCUAAUUGUGCUCUUUUUGAAUGAGAAUGAGAUUGGCAAUGCUGGAGCGCAGGCGAUUGCUGAGGCUCUCAAAGUGAACACGACGCUGAUUGUGCUCUUGUUGGGAGACAAUCAGAUUGGCGAUGCCGGAGCCCAGGCAAUUGCCGAAGCGUUCAAGUCUGGAGCGGAAUUGCAUUAG